Messenger RNA from Hypanus sabinus (Atlantic stingray), 2149 nucleotides. It is a transcript of the gene rbm42, whose product is annotated as RNA binding motif protein 42. The coding region runs from base 458 to 1627 and encodes 389 amino acids. NCBI's taxonomy places the organism in Eukaryota, Metazoa, Chordata, Chondrichthyes, Myliobatiformes, Dasyatidae. The record is from RefSeq and is a predicted model, not a curated record. Gene Ontology annotation, molecular function: mRNA binding. The transcript has 10 exons.
UGUGGGUCCUCCGGGCGGCAGAGGGCGAAGCGGUGGGACCUCCGGGCCGGCUGAGGCGGAGCUGUGGUCCUCCGGGCGGCAGAGGGCGAAGCGGCGGAACCUCCGGGCCGGCAGAGGCGGAGCUGUGGUCCUCCGGGCGGCAGAGGGCGAAGCGGCGGAACCUCCGGGCCGGCAGAGGCGGAGCUGUGGUCCUCCGGGCGGCAGAGGGCGAAGCGGUGGGACCUCCGGGCGGCUGAGGCGGAGCUGUGGGUCCUCCGGGCGGCAGAGGGCGAAGCGGCGGAACCUCCGCGCCGGCAGAGGCGGAACUGUGGUCCUCCGGGCGGCUGAGGCGGAGCUGUGGUCCUCCGGGCGGCAGAGGGCGCGGCGCCGUGCCGUGCCGGGAGGACAGGAGGUGGCGGCCGUAGGCGGAGGCCCCGCGGACCGGAGUUGGGGCGGCGAGGGCGGCGUGAGCGGAGCCAUGAUGGCGGCCCCCGCGCCCAGGAAGAUCGGCGAGGAGAAGAUGAAGGAGAUGGAGGCGGAGAUGGCGCUCUUUGAACAAGAGGUGCUCGGGGGCCCGGUCGCCAAUCCGCCUGCAGCCACGACAGCUUCAGAAAGCGUGCCCGUGGCAGUGAUACCGGUUCCCGUCGCUCGUCCGAUCAUCGGAACCAACACCUACCGGCAGGUACAGCAGAGCCUGGAGGCACGAGCUGCAGCUGCUGCCACGGUUAUGCCUCCCAACGUGGGACCGCCACCCCCCUUUGUGGGGCCAGUGAUGCCUCCUCCGAGACCUCCCUCCAUAAUGCGCCCAGUGUUCGUGCCGCACGUGUUACAGAGACCAGCAGGUCCACGAAUGCCCCCCAUGCGACCCCCACCACCCCCACCGCUGAUGGGCUCUCCGAUGCGGACGCCCCCUCCGCUGAUGAUGGGCCACCCGAUGCCCCCUCCCCCUCCGAUGGGACCCCUGCCGCCCGUAAGUUUCAGCAGUGUCACCCACCUGCCCCCGAUGAUGCCCGUACCUCAGCCGGUGCUGCAGCCGAUGCCCAAAGCCAACCUCACCAUCAUCCAGGCCGCGCCCACCGUCUACAGACCGCCACCCUCCAAACCCAAAGAGGUGGAGAUUCCUGAACCCCACCACCCUCCCCAGCCCGAGGAGAAGGAGCCUCUGCCCUCUGAGGACAAUCUGAUUGGACCCAGCAUGCCCGAACCCGAACCCCCGCAUGAGGUUGGGGAGGUGGCCACUGAAGAUAAGAAGAAGAACAAACAGGAGAAGGUGAAGAGGUGCAUCCGCACGGCCGCAGGAAUCUCCUGGGAGGAUCCCAGCCUCCUGGAGUGGGAGAGUGAUGACUUCCGGAUUUUCUGUGGGGACCUUGGGAAUGAAGUGAAUGAUGACAUCCUGGCUCGAGCUUUUGGAAAGUACCAGUCAUUCCUGAAAGCCAAAGUCAUCAGGGACAAACGGACAGGCAAGACAAAGGGCUAUGGCUUUGUCAGCUUCAAGGACCCGAACGACUACGUCCGUGCCAUGCGUGAGAUGAACGGGAAGUAUGUGGGGAGCCGUCCCAUUAAGCUGAGGAAGAGCAUGUGGCGAGACCGGAAUCUGGAUGUGGUGCGGAAGAAACAGAAGGAGAAGAAGAAGCUGGGUCUGCGGUGAGGAAGGGCAGAGGGCUGGGGUGCCUCGUGUGAAGUAGGAGGUCCCGCCUCAGCUCCAUCCUCUGUUGGGCUGCAGGACCUCGCCUUCUUCCGCACCACCACCCCUGACAGCAGGGUGCGCUGGCUGAGCACUAGGACAAGGCCUUGGCUGCCACGCCUUCCCUGAUGGUGGCCAGGUUCCCGUGGGGAUCGGGCAUCUCCACAGCUGACUGAAGGGUGACUCCUCCCUGCACUGGACUGAUGGGGUGGGAGAGGCAUGGAGUUGAAUCCUCCAUGGUCCUGCUGGUGUGGGAUGGUCCCAGUUGUAAAUAAAGACAGACAUGGGCACCACACACACAGGCAUGACACAGACAGAGAGAGAGACGGAAGCAGAUACACUUGGGGAACACAGUAACAUACAAACAUGGAACCCCCAUGGCCAGACCUCUACUCGACACACACAGACACUCACUGUCUGACAUGGGGACACACAUUAUGAGUAUUUGCUACUGUUUGUUGGCUAUCAAUAUAUAAUUUUCUGAGA